AAACAAACCCCCUCGCCGAGCGCAACCAGCUGCAGCCCAGCCGCAAGCGCCAGCUAAUGAGGGGGCGGAGCCUCCCGCCCGCUCACCUGGCCGCCUCCGGCCACCCAGAGGCUCGCCGUGCUCUUGAACUUUGCUUGAUACUUUCCUUACAAAGCUGCUGGGCUGCGUAGCAGGAACGUGCUUGUCCCGCCCUCGCUGCUAGCUGCUGAAGGGUGGUGUAUCGCCCAGCGUAAGUGCCUUUGUGGUUCCUUCUGUCAGCGCUGGUAGGAAACCCACUCCCUUUUGGGGUCUUUCCUUACGUGGUGGCCUUUGCUUUCUCUCUUGCUGUCAGAAGUGUUUGCUGUUUGUGUGUUGCACUGGGAUCUCGGGUAGGAUAAGCCUCUAUAGUAACUCCCGUUUAUUGCAUUGUUAUCACAUUUCUCACUCUGGGAUUUAUUUGAUUUUUGUUAAGUGGCUCAUGCAUUUGUAGCUAUGGACGAGGCAAUUUUUAAGUAUUUUUGUGUUAACCUGUUUGUUCUGUAGCAACCAUAGGUAUGUUGAUCUUGCGUUUCCAGCAUCUGUGUGCUAGUUAUUCGUAAGUCAAUGGGGAAAUGAUGAAUGUGUAUAUUGUUAUUUUAAAUCAAGUGCAGAGGGAAGUGGAUAGUGCCUUGGGAGCAUCCAAUCCGAUCUUUCAACUGAUCAGAUACUACAUUUGAGGGUUUGAUUUUUUCCACAUAUAUGGAGAAAGUUACCAAAAGAGAGGGCACAAUAAAAUCACCAAAAUCAGAAACACCAAAGACCUGAUCCUGCAUCAGUGGAGAUUUCCCUCUCACUUUAAUGGGAGCAGGAUUGAGCCUCAAGUGAUUAGAAUAUACUAAAAUGUAUUAAUUUUAUAUGGAUUUUUACAAUAUUAGUUUAACAUUUCAACCCUGCUGAGAUUAAUAAACACAAUCUUGGAUUCAAGAUGUGUGGAACGCUGCUAGGUCACUGUGGUACAUAAAGUGGUGUAACUGUUGGAGAGCCCAGCACAAGGACUUGAAAUUUAUGAGUGGGAGGAAGAGGUUGAAGUGCUCAGUCAUCCAAAAUGUGUAAUAAUGAACCAGUAAAACACAUCUCUCUUACCUUAGUACAGUAUUGAUUUGUGUUGGCAUAUGAGCUGAAAAUAAAAACUCCGAAGAAGACAUAAAAAUAUCUCCAAAGUAGUUAAUAAUUGGUAAGAAAGAUGUUGGCCACAGCUGUCGGGAGUCAUGGAUUAUAUGUUUCAUACAUAUUUUAAACUAAUGACUAAUGUCUUUUUUUUAAAUACUGGUGAGCAUUGAGAAAUUAGAUGGGUAACUGGGUAAGUGGAUGGAUGGGUAGGUAGAGAAUUGUACAGGUUUUACUGAGAGCUAAGAGAAUAUAGUAUAAUACUGCACAUGUGACAAUUAGAGGAUCACAAAUGAAUAAAGAACUAUUUAAAUUAGUGCCUUAAGUGGAUUUACAUUAAGCUUUGAUGGUAUUAGACCAUGAGGUCAAGCAGUUAAAGGGAACUGAUAUAUCAUGAGAAAAAGACAAAGAAUAGCUCAGUCUUUUAUUGUUUUGUCAUGACAAACAACUCGGCCAAGGUGGGAGAAAUUCCAUAAAUAAAAUGUAAUAUUUUAUUAGCCUCACUUGGCCUAUAGCAAGUACAGUGUAAAGGGCAAAAGGGGAAUAAUUAAAUUCAUAGUUUGCCCUGAAACUCAAAGAACAAUUGAGGCCUAAAAUAGUUGAAUCACUACAGAUUAUAACAGUAACUAGUCACAGUUUGACUUAGCGUUGUUGCCUUGGCUGUUUCCCAAAAUCUACCAUGUUCUAAUUAAUGACUAGACAUUCCAGUAUACUCUUGUUUAAAUAAUUAAUAUGCAAACUGAGCUGUUUAGUCUUGGAUGCCAAUAAGAAUUGUCAGAACAAACUUGUUCUCUCUUGGGACUUUCAUUCCUAAAUGGUGACUCCUAAACCCAGCUCCAUGUGCCUAUUGAAUGAGAUGCAAUGCUUUGGUUCACAGUCAUCUAAUCUCUUAUAUCCUCUUCCAAAAAUACAGGUACGGUAAUUACAAUAAGUACCUGUCACCACUCCCUCCGUACUGAAUUUAUAUAAUAUUUUUUAUCCAGAGGUUUUUAAAGUGCUUUACAAACGUGGACAAGUAUAAUUUCUGUUUUCACUGAUGGGGUAACAGAUCUUAAAUGAUUUGUCCAAGGUUCCACAGUUACUCAGUGGCAGAGUCAGGACUAAAUUUCAGAUCUCCUGACUCAUAACUCUAUGAUCAGUGCAGUAGGCCGCAACUAUAGCUGUCACCAAAAUAUAGAUAUGAGUAAACUACAAAUGCAGACAAUCACAGUGUUGCAUAUAUUAAAAUCUUUGCCAAAUAUUUUAGACUUGCAAACUUAGUGGCACUGGUACUGAUCAGAUUAAAUUAAAAAAAAUUAUCUGAGUGAGAGAGAGAAGAGAGAGAUUAGUGUUAUUUUAGGAUAGGGUUGUCUGAGAUCACUGUAGAUUAGAUCCACACUGUGACCUGGCUGACUUUUCAGUUACAGCUUACUGGUUGUUUUUCUUAAUACUAUCGUGUGUUGUCACUUGUGGAAAGAUUGACUGAUGUUGUGAUUUUAUUUCUUUUGCUAGUUAUGAAUGUGGUUGAGUAACUUUUUAAGUUUCAUGUCUAGUUCAGUGAGUUCAUGUAAUGGCUUUUAUUUAGAGAUGGGAUAGAUAUACUAUUCUUACUCACUUUGUACACAAAUUCCAAGUGAAUCCUAAAACUAGUGAAUAAUGUCAGGCUAAAUGAUUACACUAAGAUCUACAUGCAGCGGGGGCCAUUGGCAUGCUGCGUUGCCGCUUCUUGUAUGUGGGAACGAGAAAUCUGUAUAUCCUCUUCCCAUGAGCUAAAAGAGAGUGUAUAUGCCAGGGAAGAGCAGACAAGCUGGGGGUAGGGCUAGGUAAAUGAGCCCUAUCUACCCACUGUCUCAGCAGAGAUUUUCCUAGAAGGCUAUUAUAACUCUAAUUGAAUUCCCUAGAGAAAUCCCAAAUCUUCUGUGUCGUGUCUCCUGUUCUACAAGGGAGGUAGAAGAGAAAUUGUGAUAACAUCAGCAAAUGAGCAACUGGACCUCACAGCUCCUCCCUUGUGCCAUGCCAGAUUCCUCUGUGCUAAUUCUCAUGAGUUCUGCACACUGGAGGACAUCAAUACUGCUGAGGACCUAGAAUAUACUAGAAGUUUCUGAAGAGCUGAGUCGCUUGCCAUGGGGAACCAUGUAGGAAAACGAGAUCAGAGCGCUGAGAAGCCUAUUAAGGAGACAAAAGUGGAGGAAGUGGAGGAAACUGAAAAUAAAGGAAGCCUCGAAGCAGCCAGACUACCCAAACAAUCCUCAGAAGAUAAUGAAGUGUUUGGAGAGGCAGAUGUGAACCAGAACAAUGGGACCUCCACUAAGAGCACAGCGGUGACAGACUCCAAGGGCACAGCAGACUCAAAGAAUGCCUGGAAGGAGGCCAACCCAGCUGACACAGUUGGUCGCCCCCACUUGAUCCGCCUCUUUUCCCGAGAUGCCCCAGGAAGGGAGGACAACACCUUCAAAGAUCGGCCCUCAGAGUCAGACGAGCUACAGACCAUUCAAGAGGACAGUGCUGCAACUUCAGAGAACUCGGAUUUGAUGGCUUCACAGAAACGCUCCUCUUUCCGGCACGGAUCAAAAAUGGCAACUGCAAGCACCAUAGACCAUGCUAGACAUGGAUCUCCAAGGCACAGAGACUCGGGUCUACUUGACUCGCUGGGCAGAUUCUUUGGAGGUGAAAAACAAGUUCCCAGGAGGGGCUCGGGCAAGGACAUACAUGCAGCCAGAGCUAGCCAUGUAGGUUCCAUGCCCCAGAGGUCUCAGCACGGGCGGCCUGGUGAUGACAACCCAGUAGUCCAUUUCUUCAAGAACAUCGUGUCACCUAGGACACCACCCCCAAUGCAGGCAAAGGGGAGAGGAUUAUCCCUCGCCAGAUUUAGCUGGGGAGGUGAAGGACACAAGCCAGGGUAUGGAGGAAGUGGCAAAUUCUCCGAGCAUAAAUCUGCUUAUAAGGGACAUAAAGGAUCAUACCAUGAUGGCCAGGGCACUCUUUCCAAAAUCUUUAAACUGGGAGGAUCUGGUUCUCGACCUGGAUCACGGUCUGGUUCUCCAGUUGCUAGACGCUGAAGUUCUAAGAUGCCAUUCAAGGAUCACAUACUCUGCUUCAUAAGAUAACUGCCUAAAAUUUUAAUAAUAAUUGCAAGUAGUACAUAGAUAGAAACAAUCUGUUACUUAAUGUCAUUUGAGUUGUGCGUGCAGUAGGAUUAUAUAAACUUCUAUUGGCAAUCCCUGACCAACAGCUGAAUGAAUGAAACACACAAAGUAGCUUUAUUUGCUAUCUUCAUUAUUUUAAGUAAAAUAACAAGAUCCCUCACUUUAUUCAUUCUUCUUCAGGAUGCCCCAACUGCAUGUUAGUUUUUAUUUAUUUUUUCUCCAAGCCCCACAAGUCUUCUGAUUUUUUUUUUCAUUGAACACCACAAUUGGAAAUGCAGAGCAACUGUCUUGGUUUUUCAGCACUGCCAUUAAAGGAUUUCUUAAACACUGCUGUAAAAAACAUGUGCAGAAGUUGUAAGGACUGUUUAUCCGAACACUUUUUUGUUUGGGUUUAUUUUUGUUUAAUGUCACUUCUCUCAGAAUAUUUUACUUUUCAUAACAGGAUUAGGCAGUCAUGGAAAGGUUUAAUAAACUUCGGGAGUUCAAGGUAUGUGAAAUGUGGAAGAGGGCAGCUGUUACAGUAUCAAUGAGACGCAAAGCAAUAGUAAUAAGGAAAUUCCUUAUUUCUACAAAUUGCUCAUCACACCCAAGCCAUUAGAAUUAAGUGUGGCCGAGAGAGAAAGAAAGAGGAUUUCAAACUUGGGUUAGACUAAUGUCUUACAACAAAAAACAAGGAAUAUUCCCAAAGAAGAAACAUCUAAGAUUGCACGUGACCACUGCAUGUCACUGUUGCUCCAUGCAGACACUGCUACAACAGCAUUCCUUUAGCAGUUAAAGAAUAAAACAAAAAUAGUCUAAUUUGUGAAAGAAAUAAAGCCCUUCAGCAUUGAGAUUUCAGAUAGUCCUGCACAUCUCAAGUUAGAAUUACUAAUAGUUUUCUUGUUACUGCAGGAGUGUUAAACUUGGAAAGCUUGUCUUCUGACUAAAAAGAUGCCUUUAAUGGCAGUGCACCAAAGCAAACUAGUAGUAAACUGUAAACUACUGUGAACAUUUAACUGUUGCAUUAUAGUUGCCUUAUAGAAAUUAAAUCUAAUUCAUUAGUUAGCAUUUAACAUUAAUUGUUUACAAAUCUACUAAAAUGUACACAUGUGGCAAUGGCAUUUCCAACCAUAUGUAGGAAAAAAGCUCUUCUUAAUUGCACUAUUUUAUAACAAAUUUUAAUAUUUUUUUGAGAUUCCCCUCCUUUACUGAUUCAGUGUUUUUUAUUUUAGUGUAUACCUUGUAGACUAUAUUUAAUGCUAAGUUGGCACUCAGUUUCAGAUACACUACGGACUGUCAGGAGUAGCCAAUGUUAAUGUCAACUGACAUAUACUGUGUGUUAAUUCUGUUUUGUCUCUAAAUCUACUAUAGAUUUAAAGCACUGUCCAUUAAUAUGCAGCAAUGAAAGAUGAGAGGGAAGGAAAACAUAGAAACGAAAGACAACGGAAAAACAGCAUAAUUGUUAAACACACACCUAUUACAUCUUCCUUAUGCUAUAUUGUUGUCUGGCUAUACUGGAAGGACAGGAGACAGUGAAUAUGGUUUAACCAGGCUGCAAUUUUGUUAUUAGGUGUCUGGGACUACCUGUCAGAUAAAAGUGUACAGUGCAGAUAACACCAUGAUCAUUUCAACAUUUUCCUGCGGACUUCUGCCAGCCCCCCACCCCUUUUUUUCCAUCCUGGUCCCCAGCCAGUCCAUUGUUGGGACCUUACCAUCAUCCCACUCUCAAAUAAUGAGGGUUAAGGUGGGGUAUAAAGAAAGGAGGGGUGGCUCCCUGGUCCCAGUCAUAGGCACUCCAACCCCACCCCACUCCCCAGCCCAUUCCAUUCCUUUAACAAACA
Messenger RNA from Dermochelys coriacea (leatherback sea turtle), 6070 nucleotides. RefSeq names its product myelin basic protein (gene MBP). Bases 3228 to 4163 code for a protein of 311 amino acids. The record is from RefSeq and is a predicted model, not a curated record. Gene Ontology annotation, molecular function: structural constituent of myelin sheath. Gene Ontology annotation, cellular component: compact myelin; internode region of axon; cell periphery. Gene Ontology annotation, biological process: myelination. The transcript has 9 exons. Lineage: Eukaryota; Metazoa; Chordata; Testudines; Dermochelyidae.